AUGGAGCUCAGCCUGGAGAGCCUGGGGGGCCUGCACGGCGUGGCCCACGCGCAGGCGGGCGAGUUGCUGAGCCCCGGCCACGCGCGCUCGGCGGCGGCGCAGCACCGUGGCCUGGUGGCGUCCGGGCGCCCGGGGCUGGUGGCCGGCAUGGCGAGCCUCCUGGACGGCGGGGGCGGCGGGGGGGCGGGCGCGGGCGCGGGCGGCGCGGGCGGCGCGGGCGGCGGCGCCGACUUCCGCGGGGAGCUGGCGGGGCCGCUGCACCCGGCCAUGGGCAUGGCCUGCGAGGCGCCCGGCCUGGGCGGCACCUACACGACGCUCACGCCCCUGCAGCACCUGCCGCCGCUGGCGGCCGUGGCCGACAAGUUCCACCAGCACGCGGCCGCCGCGGCCGUAGCCGGGGCGCACGGCGGCCACCCCCACGCGCACCCGCACCCCGCGGCCGCGCCGCCCCCGCCGCCCCCGCCGCAGCGCCUGGCGGCCAGCGUGAGCGGCAGCUUCACCCUCAUGCGCGACGAGCGCGCGGCGCUCGCCUCCGUGGGCCACCUCUACGCGCCCUACGGCAAGGAGCUGCCCGCCAUGGGGUCGCCGCUGUCGCCGCUGCCCAACGCGCUGCCGCCCGCGCUGCACGGCGCCCCGCCCCCCCCGCCGCCGCCGCCGCUGGCCGCCUACGGCGCGCCCGGGCACCUGGCCGGGGACAAGCUCCUGCCGCCCGCCGCCUUCGAGCCGCACGCCGCGCUGCUGGGGCGCGCCGAGGACGCGCUGGCCCGCGGGCUGCCCGGAGGCGGCGGCGCCGGCGGGGGCGCGAGCGCGGGGGGCGCCCAGGGGCUGCUGGCGCCGCUGGGCGGGCUGGCGGCCGCGGGGGCGCACGGGCCGCACUCGGGCGGCGGCGGCCCCGGAGCCGGCGGCGGCGGCCCGGGGCCCGGCGCGGCGGCCGAGGAGAUCAACACCAAGGAGGUGGCGCAGCGCAUCACGGCGGAGUUGAAGCGCUACAGCAUCCCGCAGGCCAUCUUCGCGCAGCGCAUCCUGUGCCGCUCGCAGGGCACGCUCUCCGACCUCCUGCGCAACCCCAAGCCGUGGAGCAAGCUCAAGUCCGGCCGCGAGACCUUCCGCAGGAUGUGGAAGUGGCUGCAGGAGCCCGAGUUCCAGCGCAUGUCCGCGCUGCGCCUCGCAGCCUGCAAGCGCAAGGAGCAGGAGCAGCAGAAGGAGCGCGCGCUGCAGCCCAAGAAGCAGCGCCUGGUGUUCACGGACCUGCAGCGGCGCACGCUGAUCGCCAUCUUCAAGGAGAACAAGCGGCCUUCGAAGGAAAUGCAGGUCACCAUCUCGCAGCAGCUCGGCCUGGAGCUCAACACCGUCAGCAAUUUCUUCAUGAACGCUCGGCGCCGCUGCAUGAACCGCUGGGCCGAGGAGCCUGGAGCGGCCCCCGGGGGCCCCGCGGGCACCGCCUCGACCUUCUCCAAGGCCUGA
This is a messenger RNA of Talpa occidentalis (Iberian mole), 1464 nucleotides long. It is a transcript of the gene ONECUT3, whose product is annotated as one cut homeobox 3. Gene Ontology annotation, biological process: regulation of transcription by RNA polymerase II. NCBI's taxonomy places the organism in Eukaryota, Metazoa, Chordata, Mammalia, Eulipotyphla, Talpidae. Gene Ontology annotation, cellular component: nucleus. The record is from RefSeq and is a predicted model, not a curated record. Gene Ontology annotation, molecular function: DNA-binding transcription factor activity, RNA polymerase II-specific; RNA polymerase II cis-regulatory region sequence-specific DNA binding.